AUGUCUUCAACAACGAGCAGCUCUCUCGCCCUCACCCACCAUGCCCAACGGCAGGACUUCACCAUGUCCGUUUUAGGUUGCGGUGACAUGGGCAUCGCCAUCCUCAACGGGAUCCUCACCUCGCUCGCUGAGCUCCAGGGCCCCAAGCCUCUGCAGACCUCCGGCACGGCCACUCCCGCCGAGGAGAUCCCAGAGAGGCUCCCGUCUCGCUUCUUCGCCUGCGUGCGGUCCCCCGAGACCGCCAAGCGGGUCAAGAGCGCGCUGUGGGAGCACUCCUCCAUCCUCAAGGUCGUCAGGAACGAGAACAUCCAGUGCGUCCAGCAGUCCGAGGUCAUCCUCCUGGCCUGCCAGGAGAGCAAGGUCAGGAGCAUCCUCGGCGAGCCUGGCAUGGCAAAGGCCCUGCAUGGGAAACUCCUCAUCAGCGUCUGCGCCGGCGUCACGGUAGAGCAGCUCGAGGAGGCGCUCCACGGCGCCGUCCCGUCCAAGGACCCCUCCGAGGACGGACGCUGCCGCAUCGUCCGCGCCAUGUGCAACACCGCCGCUCUGAUCCGCGAGUCCAUGACCGUCGUCGCUUCGACCGAGCCGCCUCUGCCUUCAGAGACUGAGUGCCUGGUCACCUGGAUCUUCAGGAGAAUCGGCGAUGUCGUGUACCUCCCCGCCGAGAACAUGGACGCAUCCACGGCUCUCUGUGGCUCCGGUCCCGCGUUCUUCGCUCUCAUGCUGGAAGGCGCCAUUGACGGUGCCGUCGCCAUGGGGCUGCCCCGUCCCCAAGCCAUCAGAAUGGCCACACAGGCCAUGAGGGGAAUGACCGGUCUGGUCCAGAACGGCGAGCACCCUGCGCUCCUCCGUGAGAGCAUCAGCACUCCUGGCGGGUGCACCAUCGGGGGUGUGUUGUCCCUGGAAGAAGCUGGUGUUCGUGGCACCGUCGCCAAGGCGGUGCGUGAGGCCACUGUUGUUGCGAGCCAGCUGGGUCAUGGUGUGCAGAAUGUCAAUGGAACGAGGCGUUCGUGA
Molecule: messenger RNA, 1011 nt
Organism: Clonostachys byssicola
Lineage: Eukaryota; Fungi; Ascomycota; Sordariomycetes; Hypocreales; Bionectriaceae
Source: the annotation of a GenBank genome assembly